AGCCGUCCGGGUGUGUGCAAGGGAGCGCCUCGCCUGCGGUCUCGGCGGCCGGAGGCCAAAGCUGCGGAGAGGAACAGUCGCCGCGCUGCGCCUGCAGCUCGCCUCUUUACCCUCCACCGGCUGGGCCGCACAGGCGCGGUCUAGGCAGCCCCCACCGGAGUGCCCCAAGUCCGCACUAACUGCCCUCGCUUCAGGCCUUCCGGCCCGCAGCUUCCUCUGGGCGCAGGACUCGACGACGGUUAGCCCCAGGUCAGCGGGAGGCACAGACCAGCUGCAGGCGCCCCAGCCCUGGACCGUUUCCGGGCCCCUUGACCGCCUGGCACCAGCGCGCAAAGGGCCCUUCAGACCGCGACUAGGGCCUAGUCCCGCUCCCGACACCGCUGCCGGCUCCUGGCCUCGAGCUCCAGAACACGAGCAGAGCCGUCGGUGGGCGGGACACUCCUGAGCCUCCGUCUGCCCCAAGCCAGCCCGGAAACCGAGAGCGCCAAGACUCCAGCGCACCCCUGGAGAAGCUGUGCUCCGAGUGCCAGCCCGCGAGGACUCCCAGAGCUCUCCGCAGAGGGGUCCAGGGCCCACUCCUUUGGCCAGCAGCCCGGCCCCGCAGCCUCCGAGACCCGCCCCCGCCCCUCGACAGUAGCGGGCGGCGGGGACGCCCAGGACGCGGGACGGCUGCGCCAUGACGGCUGAGAGCCGGCCGCCGCCGCCGCCGCCUCAGACGGAGGUGCUGGCGGCCGUGAAGGAGGAGCGCAGUGAGGCGGCGACCGGGGUCCCAACGGAGGCCACGGGUCGCGGCACCGGUGGGCGUCGGCGGAAGCGCCCCCUGCAGCGCGGAAAGCCACCCUACAGCUACAUUGCGCUCAUUGCCAUGGCCAUUGCGCACGCGCCUGAGCGCCGCCUCACUCUAGGCGGCAUCUACAAGUUCAUUACGGAGCGUUUCCCCUUCUACCGCGACAACCCCAAAAAGUGGCAGAACAGCAUCCGCCACAACCUGACGCUCAACGACUGCUUCCUCAAGAUCCCGCGCGAGGCUGGCCGUCCAGGCAAGGGCAACUACUGGGCGCUCGACCCCAACGCCGAGGACAUGUUCGAGAGCGGCAGCUUCCUGCGCCGCCGCAAGCGCUUCAAGCGCUCGGACCUCUCCACUUACCCAGCCUACAUGCACGACGCGGCGGCCGCCGCCGCCGCUGCCGCCGCCGCCGCCGCUGCCGCCAUCUUCCCGGGAGCAGUGCCCGCUGCGCGCCCGUCUUACCCCGGCGCCGUCUACGCAGGCUAUGCCCCGCCGACGCUUACCGCGCCGCCCCCUGUCUACUACCCAGCUGCGUCGCCAGGACCGUGCCGCGUCUUCGGCCUAGUGCCUGAACGGCCACUCAGUCCAGAACUGGGCCCCGCGUCGUCGGGGCCCGCGGGUUCCUGCGCCUUUGCCUCGGCCAGCGCCUCUGCAGCCACCACCGGCUACCAGCCUGCAGGCUGCGCGGGGGCCCGACCUACCAACCCCUCUGCCUACGCGGCCGCCUACGCAGGCCCCGAUGGCGCGUACCCGCAGGGCGCAGGCAGUGCCCUCUUCGCAGCGGCUGGCCGGCUGGCGGGGCCCGCCUCGCCCCCCGCGGGUGGCAGCAGUGGUGGCGUUGAGACCGCAGUGGACUUCUAUGGGCGCACAUCGCCCGGCCAGUUUGGAGCGCUGGGGCCUUGCUACAAUCCUGGGGGGCAGCUCGGAGCCGGCAGUGGAGGCGCCUAUCAUGCUCGCCAUGCGACUGCCUAUCCUGGCGGGGUGGAUCGAUAUGUGUCCGCCAUGUGAGCCGAGCUUUCGGUCGAAAAUUCAUAGAUACCUCGGCUCUCCACAUGAACUAAGUUUCCCUGAGACCUGAGAACAGGACUGAAGAGAGGAUUUGAGAGCCACGUGGAAGGGACAGAGAGGGCAGGAGAGGCAUACAUAGCCUCCCAGCGCACCGCGUACACACAGGUCCGCUUUGGAAAUGGGAGGAUGUGGGGAGAGGCAGCGAGGGCCCACGGACUGAGACAAAGGACCCUCAGUAAGGCGAAGCUCCAAAGGACAUGCCUUUCACAUUCUACUGGGGAGGGUACUUGGCGAUGAUGGGGGCGCAGCGUAGUGCGUACACCAGAGUCUAGGUCUGAACUGUGGGGAAUCACCACCAUGUCUUCACUCAUCCCUGUAUUGCAAGAAACUCGGCCGGGCCUUUUACACGGUUCUGCUUCUUGCGCCUUUGAUUACUACAGCAAAGGCUCCAAUAGCGCCUUCCUUAAGGUGAGGAAGAUGAGUUUGCAAAAGAAGUAGCCCCCUCCUUUAAAAAAAAAAGGGGGGUGGGGGGGAGGGUUCUGCUUCUCUUGACCUGGGGCUGGUUUUCCCUGCCUUUGAGAACUGCAGACCUGGCUCUUAGUCUGGAGACUGUGCCUCAGCUCCAGAGUGUGACCUAAUCCCAUCGCCCACAUCCCCAGUCUCUUCAUCUGCCAUACAAGAGGGCUGCAGGAUUCGACGCCAUAUGGCCUUUAAGGGCCGCGUCAUCGUGGAUGCUGCCCUGCGAAUCUGGCAGCAUCGGUGGGCCACCCAGGGCCUGACCCUAUUCCCAAGAACUGGAACAGAGCUUAGGACAAGCUCCUGCCCUGAAGUCUCUGGAUUGGUUCCAAGCAACAAUUAUAUUAUAAUUUCUUGAACCUUUUGAGCAUGAUGUGCUGAUCAUUCGGCAGCUGUUACGCUAGGUCAUAAAUUGGGUUUUCCAAUGAGACAGGUAAAAAUACAUUUGUCCAUUGUCCACACUUUCAUUUCAGUAAGUGACCCUGCAGCAAAUUGGAAAACUAAAAUUCAAAGAGACGACAGGACUCAGGGCAGCCCUUUGGUUUCGGCUUGUUGACCUGGCUCUUCCAUCCCUGGAAGUCUCUGCAGUACAAAAAGGAAAGAGAAAAAUUAACUGGGUCCGUCAGUGAAGUAAGCUUUAGAAAGAAACUGGAUUUUUAACUUUGUUUUGUAUCCGUUCGUUUUAAACAUCAAGCUGACCCAAAGCAGAGAAAACUCAACUCCUUUUCCACCUUUCUCUUAAGAUACCUUGUUAAGUUUUUAUUCUGGAACCAAAAUUUCCAGGGUUAAAUACUUCAGAGGCUCGGUAUGCAGCUCUCAGAUAAACCUGAGUGUUCAGAUGAACUGUUUUAAUAAAAAAUCUUUGAUCAAGUGAGUUCUGGCAAGAGAAACUCUGCACCUUUCUGAGUAGUUAACUUGCUAGCGAAGGGGUGGGGGUUGCGUGAGAAAGAAGACUGAAAACCAGUGGUAAUUUUUAUUUUUAAUCUCGGGAAUUGUGCUCUCUUGUUCACAAAGGCAUGCGAAUGUGAUUCAGUCCAGACGGGUAUUUGUCUAAAUGAGUACUGUCCAGAAUGGAGACUACACGUGUAAUUUAAAAUUUUCUAGUAGCCACAUUAAUAAACAGUUGAGAUUAACUAAUA
This is a messenger RNA of Felis catus (domestic cat), 3450 nucleotides long. It is a transcript of the gene FOXE1, whose product is annotated as forkhead box E1. The record is from RefSeq and is a predicted model, not a curated record. The transcript has a single exon. The coding region runs from base 677 to 1795 and encodes 372 amino acids. Gene Ontology annotation, molecular function: RNA polymerase II cis-regulatory region sequence-specific DNA binding; DNA-binding transcription factor activity, RNA polymerase II-specific. NCBI's taxonomy places the organism in Eukaryota, Metazoa, Chordata, Mammalia, Carnivora, Felidae. Gene Ontology annotation, biological process: cell differentiation; regulation of transcription by RNA polymerase II; anatomical structure morphogenesis.